AGAACUGCACUUAGCGCUCGCCACCGCCCAGCCUCUCCUCGCGUCCCUCCUAUCUCCUUGCAGAACAACCGGGGCGAGAAGUGGUCCAGAGCCCGAGGGUGGAAGGAGUGCAUCUUUCUGGCUUUUCUCCUAUCUUGUUUCUUUCCCCCUCUUCUUCCCACUUCUGUGCAAGCGAGUGUGAGCCAUGGAGCGAAGAGCCUGGACUCUGCAGUGUACUGCUUUCGUUCUCUUUUGCACUUGGUGUGCACUGAACAGUGUAAAAGCGAAGAGGCAGUUUGUGAACGAAUGGGCGGCGGAGAUCCCUGGGGGACCAGAAGCAGCCUCGGCCAUAGCCGAGGAGCUGGGCUAUGAUCUUUUGGGUCAGAUUGGAUCACUUGAAAAUCAUUACUUAUUCAGACAUAAAAACCAUCCCCGAAGGUCUCGAAGGAGUGCCCUUCACAUCACUAAGAGAUUAUCCGAUGAUGACCGUGUGAUAUGGGCUGAACAACAGUAUGAAAAAAAGAGAAGUAAACGUUCCAUUCUGACAGACUCAGCACUAAAUCUCUUCAAUGAUCCCAUGUGGAAUCAGCAGUGGUACUUGCAAGAUACCAGGAUGAUUGCAUCCCUGCCCAAGCUGGAUCUCCAUGUGAUACCUGUUUGGCAAAAAGGUAUCACAGGCAAAGGAGUUGUUAUCACUGUACUGGAUGACGGCUUGGAGUGGAAUCACACAGACAUCUAUGCCAAUUACGAUCCAGAGGCUAGCUAUGAUUUUAAUGAUAACGACCAUGAUCCAUUUCCCCGAUAUGAUCCCACAAAUGAGAACAAACAUGGAACCAGAUGUGCAGGAGAAAUUGCCAUGCAAGCAAAUAAUCACAAGUGUGGGGUCGGAGUUGCAUAUAAUUCCAAAGUCGGAGGUAUAAGAAUGCUGGACGGCAUUGUGACUGAUGCUAUUGAAGCCAGUUCAAUUGGAUUCAAUCCUGGACAUGUGGAUAUUUACAGUGCAAGCUGGGGCCCUAAUGAUGAUGGGAAAACUGUGGAGGGGCCUGGCCGACUAGCCCAGAAGGCUUUUGAAUAUGGUGUUAAACAGGGGAGACAAGGAAAGGGCUCCAUUUUCGUCUGGGCUUCCGGGAAUGGGGGGCGUCAGGGAGACAACUGUGACUGUGAUGGGUACACAGACAGCAUCUACACCAUCUCCAUCAGCAGUGCCUCGCAGCAGGGCCUGUCCCCCUGGUACGCCGAGAAGUGCUCCUCCACACUGGCCACUUCGUACAGCAGCGGGGACUACACUGACCAGCGGAUUACUAGCGCCGACCUGCACAAUGACUGCACGGAGACCCACACAGGCACCUCGGCCUCGGCACCCCUGGCUGCUGGCAUCUUCGCUCUGGCCCUGGAAGCAAACCCAAAUCUCACCUGGAGAGAUAUGCAGCACUUGGUUGUCUGGACCUCUGAGUAUGACCCACUGGCUAAUAACCCUGGAUGGAAAAAGAAUGGAGCAGGCUUGAUGGUGAACAGUCGAUUUGGAUUUGGGCUGCUAAAUGCCAAAGCUCUGGUGGACUUAGCUGAUCCGAGAACCUGGAACAGUGUGCCUGAGAAGAAACAGUGUGUUGUAAAAGAUAAUGACUUUGAGCCCAGAGCCCUGAAAGCUAAUGGAGAAGUUAUCAUUGAGAUUCCAACAAGAGCUUGUGAAGGACAGGAAAAUGCUAUCAAGUCCCUGGAACAUGUACAAUUUGAAGCAACAAUUGAAUAUUCUCGAAGAGGAGACCUUCAUGUCACGCUCACCUCUGCUGCUGGAACCAACACUGUUCUGUUGGCUGAAAGAGAGCGGGAUACUUCUCCUAAUGGCUUUAAAAAUUGGGACUUCAUGUCUGUUCACACGUGGGGAGAGAAUCCAAUAGGCACCUGGACUUUGCGAAUUGCAGACAUGUCUGGGAGAAUGCAAAAUGAGGGAAGAAUUGUGAGCUGGAAGCUGAUAUUGCACGGGACCUCCUCUCAGCCAGAGCACAUGAAGCAGCCUCGUGUGUACACCUCUUACAACACCGUGCAGAAUGACAGAAGAGGGGUGGAGAAGAUGGCAGAGUCAGGGGAGGAGCAGCCCAUGGAAAAGAACCUGAAGGAAACCGCCCUGACUGCAAAAAUCGGCAGCAGCAGUGGUGUGGGAAACAGAAGGGAUGAGCUGGUAGAGGGUGCCUCCUCCCAGGCCAUGCUGCGACUCCUACAAAGUGCUUUCAGCAAAAACUCACCACUAAAGCAAUCACCAACAAAGUCUCCAAGUGCAAAGGUCAACAUCCCUUAUGAAAAUUUCUACGAAGCCCUGGAAAAGCUGAACAAACCUUCCCAGCUUAGAGACACUGAGGACAGUCUAUAUAACGACUACGUCGAUGUUUUCUAUAACACCAAACCUUAUAAGCACAGAGAUGACCGCCUGCUGCAAGCUCUGGUGGACAUUAUGAAGGAGGAAAAUUAAAAUAAGUCUGUGGUCCUGAGUUGGAAAUAUUCAUGCUUCUUCCCCUUAGAUUUUGCCUGUGCCUGAAGUAGUUGUUUUUGUCAUUGAUUCUUAUGCUUAUAUAAUAUCCUUGGUGAUACUUUUCCUUUUUCUCCCCAAACUGGCCAUUUGAAAGAGAUGAGCUCACAUAGUAAAUCCAGCUUCCUGAAUGGAUCACAGCUCUUUCAAAGCAUCUCUUCUCUGCUGACGCAAGUAAAGUGUGUGUUCUUUAUAGAGACACAGUUCACACAUGGUCCUCAAACCACAUUAGACCACCUUCUUGGACCCUCCCAUUUCAUCUCUCAAAAGAAAAGUCUUAAUCUUGGCAAUAGAUUAAUUUAAAAAGUAAUCUUCAAGGAACAAAAGUAAGGAACAUGUUCUGGUAGCUGUCCUCUGUCUUUGCCCUGUGAUUCUUUGAAUUCUGAUGCCACAGAGGCUUUGGAAAGGCUGUGAUGAAAGAGUUUACAAUCAGACCUGGACCCUACAUUUUCUAUUCCAAAGUACUACUUAUUCAGGGCAUGACCCUAUGGUCAUUUGUCGGGGAGGGGGAGCUGGGUUACUUAGCUCCAUAACCAGGCAUCAGAGUCUGCGUUACCUGGUUAGAGUGGUGUUGGAACAGCCUUUGCCUGGCGAGCCACCCGGCAGGCCGCCAUGGGCCUGACGGGGUCUGCGGCUCACCCUCUGUGCUCUGGUCUGCCUCUUUCCCCUCCUCAAGGUUCUCCUCACUUGUCUUAGCCACAAACUAUUAAUACCGAGAGAAUUAAUUUACACUACAUUCUUAGAACAAACUUACACUCGGGACUUGGCUAAUUCCUAGCCAUAAUUUUUUUUUAGCCAUAAUAACAGAAAGCCACUCAUAACACAGAGAACCAAGCUAAUUAACAGGAAACUAUUCAUAUGGGAAGAGCCAAUAGGAAGUGGUCUUUGCUUUUAAAAUCGUAUGCAUUAGCAUAGGUCUUUCAGGAUCUUUGAAACUACGUGAUCAUUCCUUGACACUAAAGGCUGCUCCCCAACCUUACAGCUGAAUAGUAUCCAAAUUCUCGUCAAAUUGCUUUCAAGUUUUGACUCAGAGGACACGAAUUGGCAGCCCACAGGCCACAUUUGUUCUUCAGGUAGAUUUUGUCUGGCAUGUAAAAUGUUUUUUAAGUGAUUAAAAAAGGGAUUAUUGAAAAUAUGUGAUUUUACAUAAAAUUGGAUUCACAGGCCCAUCUUCCCUGGUGGCAACAGUUGCUUAGAGCUAAGUAGCAGCUGCCCAACUAGACUUGAAUGCCCAGUCCCCAAUGUGCUCAGCUCCCUGCUGCUAUGGCAGCCACCUCCCUGGUGAGCACUCAACAGACAUUUUAUGUUGCCUGCUGUUGCACUAAAUGAACAUGUUCGAAGUGUAAAUGCACUUUAAAAAAUCUUCAAUUUCUUUCAGACAGGAUCUGAGUGAUAAUAAUUAUGAGAAUUUUCCAUGGCUUAACUAAUUUAUCAGCCCCCCAAAUGGUAUUUUAAUCUCCUGAAAGUACCUCUGAUACCUAGUUUGACAUGUCCAUUUAAUCUCACCAUCCCUGGUUGCCCAUUUCUUCUAAUUCAUUACUGCCAACCCACUAGCUGCCCACUCUCUCUCUGUGCUCACCAAAGCUCUAGUCACCUGCAGUGGCAUUUUCCUAGUAGAUGUGCUGUUUGCAAUUCUUCCAUGAAGACUCAACUUUAUCAGGCUACAUACCAACUAGACUAAGAAGAGAACACUAGAGUCUGUCACUUGCUUUGGUCUGAAAUGUGGUUAGUAAGAUGAAAUUUCACCCCCUAUUCUACCAUAUGAAUUUGUGCAGAAUAAGGGUUAUUCCAGAGCAAUUCCCAUGAAGCUUCCAGAAUGUCCUCCUAAAAGAACUGUAGCAUCACAUUGUUCUUGGAAGCUUCCCAUGCUGUUUGGUACGGAGUAUGAGAUAGAAUUUUGAAAAUUGCGGCACAUCAAAAAUGUUAAAGCUGAAAAGGACCAGGGAGUUAUGAGACAAUUUUUCAACUAAAAAGAAGCUAAAGCCUAGAGAGCCCAAUAAAAAAUAAUAAAUGAAAACUCAUCUUUUCCUCAUUCUUAACCUACUGCUAAUUGUCUGAAGCUUUCUUUUUCAGUAUCUUUUCCUGGUUAAAACCCCAAACAGCUCAUUGGAUGGUAGCCAAAGGUUCACUCUAGAGAAGCUUUAAUAUUUAAAUAAAGUCACGUUUGAAUGUUUCCAACCUUGGAGUAUAUUGUUCAGACAAAAAAAUAUUUUUGUCAGUCUUUCUUAGUGCCUGUGUGAAUUUUUGUGAAAAUGUAAAAGAGAAAAAUUAUAUAAUGUUUCCCUUAAAAUUUUAAACUAUAUUUUCUUUACAGGUAUUUAUAAUGUACCAAUGCUUUUAUCAAACAAUUUUAAAAGGCAUAAUAAAUUGUAUUCAAGAACCAAAAUUUUCAUGAGAAUAAGAAAGUUUCAUCCAAUAAAAUAUUUUUGAAAGGCAUGUUCUUCUGUCAGUAAAAAAAAAAAAAAAGUAUAAUAUGUAUGUAUUGUAUUAAAGUGACAUUUGUCUAAUAGCCCAAAUAUAAUGUGUAGCUGAGUUUAACAUAUGUGGUCUUAGCAUUCUUAAGGGAGCUCCCACAUUAUACAUUUGAUGUAUUAAUCAGUAUAUGUAAAAUAUGCUUAUA
Molecule: messenger RNA, 5123 nt
Organism: Artibeus jamaicensis (Jamaican fruit-eating bat)
Lineage: Eukaryota; Metazoa; Chordata; Mammalia; Chiroptera; Phyllostomidae
Gene: PCSK1
Product: proprotein convertase subtilisin/kexin type 1
Exons: 14
Coding region: 185-2446 (753 amino acids)
Biological process (GO): protein processing
Cellular component (GO): trans-Golgi network; Golgi membrane
Molecular function (GO): serine-type endopeptidase activity
Source: RefSeq, a predicted model, not a curated record